This is a messenger RNA of Leptonychotes weddellii (Weddell seal), 2015 nucleotides long. The record is from RefSeq and is a predicted model, not a curated record. Lineage: Eukaryota; Metazoa; Chordata; Mammalia; Carnivora; Phocidae.
UGGGCUUUUGGGAUUCAUUUUAUUUUACCCAGAGUAAAGGAACCCUUCAGAGGCUGACCAGUAACUGAAGAGACAGGACCUGGGCUACACAGGGCACCCACCCCCAAGCCACUCUUACACUCCAUCCUUUGUCUCUUGUUUCCUUCUGAGGCCGACUUACCACUAUCUCAUUGGGAAACGGUUGGUAAGAACACCCAUCCCACUGACUUGCAGAAUACAGCAAGGGAGGGAAGCCCAGGAGUCAGAGCCAAGGGAAGAAGUAAUCAUUGGGGUUGGCAAUGUGAGUUGGUCCAGGCACAAUGUGGAGCGUAUUUGAGGAAAUCACAAGAGUUGUGGUCCAAGAGAUGGAUGCUGGAGGGGAUAUGAUUGCUGUCAGAAGCAUCCUUGAUGCUGACAGAUUUCACUGCUGCUCUCUGGUGAGGGGGAGGAGAAAUUUCUGGGGGCACCAGUACCACAGGACAGACCUCACCCUGGAGGACAUACUGGAGAGAGGGAAGGGCAAAGGGCUGUUUGAUAAGCUGGGUUCUGAGCCCCAAGGUCAAAAGGCUGAGUUCCAAGUUUUGGACAUGGUAGACUCAAAGGGAAUGUUGACAGUGAAAUUGCCCAAAGAAAUAACAACUGUAGGGGCCUUCCACAGGUCCCACAAGCAGAGAGUCAAGAUAUUGGAGCCCCGGAUACCCCAACAAUAUCUGGAUUCUCUUGAGCACCGGGAGCUGAGGAGAAGACUCCCCACUUUGUUGCAAUCAAUCCGGAGAAUGAGAGCAGACCUGUAUCUGGUGACAGAGAUUCUGGAGAUGGCAAGGAAGGAAACCCUGAAAAGUGAACGGCUAUGUACGUUGUGGAGCCGGGUGAACGCAAGGUUAGGACCCUGGGGGGCAGGGCCUGCGAGCAAAGCAAGCCUUGACCCACCCAUGGUAGGUCAGGGGAUGCCAGCCCAGACCUCAGGCUCUUCAGCUCUUCUUCCAGACCUCCCUGAGCAAUCUCAGCUGCUCCCGGGCCUUCUUAGGCCUUCUCUUCUUGUUCCAAGAAAGUGUGUGUGGCAUUGCUUCGAGCUCUUAAUUGCUGUCUCUACAGGGAAGUCCUUGAGUUUAGAGGAUUUCAGAAACAUGAAGGAGAAGGAGCAGGACAUGGUGAGAGGCCUGUAGGAUCUGACUGAGAAGGAACAAAGAGAUGUGAUAAGCUGCCUCAGAGGGCAGUUGCCACUCUCUGCUAAAGUGGGACUGGUGCUCAUUUCCCCUCAUCUAGAGAUGGAGGGUCUAGCAGGUCUUCUCAUAAGUAGCCUUUUCAAUGCUGCUGGGUUCUUGGUAAAGGCACAUACAGAAUCCAUUCUGGAUAUCCUGGAUGCUUUGAUUACGUCUGAGGAGCAGCACCUUGUGGCUGAGGCCCUAGAGAAGGGGACCCUGUCCCUGUUGAAGGACCAGGUAAGACAAUCUGUCCUGGAGCAGAACUGGAGUGAGCAGCCCCAUGAUAUGGGCUGGGACGCCAACGCACGACUUCUCUGUGCCCUCUGUGUUGCUCUCUCCCUCCUGCUGCAGCUGGGUGAGAAGCCGACCUCGGUGCCUUCCUAACUAUAUGUUAGCCCUUGAACCAUUCUCCCCACAAGCCUCUGGGUGCUCCCCUCUCAGGCCAUCCCUGACCCCCAGCGCCCCGCCCCCCAUCACCAGAACAGUGUCUUUAUAACAAACAGCCAACUGUUUUUCAAUACAUCACUUCCCCUACAUGAUAAUGUCCAAAAAUCAGCCUGGAUUGUAUGCAUGGGCUUCUGACUAGAAGUGGCAGAUUGGUCAUAUUAAUUUUCUCUCCCUCUUGAAACCUCACUAAAUAAAGUAAAACAAUAGAAAAGAUGUAAACCCACAAUGAUAAAGAGAACGGGGCAGCAGAUAAGAGAUUCUAACACAUCUUUGGAAACUAGAAGGUAAUUAAAGGCAUUCAAGCCGGGAGGUGUGGGCCUGAGGGGAGCGGGGAGUGUGGGAGGAGACUGCUGUUCUCUCAUCAUGAACGUUUUCUCUUUAAUA